Molecule: messenger RNA, 1286 nt
Organism: Gastrolobium bilobum
Lineage: Eukaryota; Viridiplantae; Streptophyta; Magnoliopsida; Fabales; Fabaceae
Product: ran-binding protein 1 homolog b-like
Exons: 4
Coding region: 99-764 (221 amino acids)
Biological process (GO): nucleocytoplasmic transport
Cellular component (GO): nuclear pore; cytoplasm
Molecular function (GO): GTPase activator activity
Source: RefSeq, a predicted model, not a curated record
UUUUAAAGAAUACAGAACACCCUCUUUCACUCCGAGUAGCUACUCUCACUUUCCAAACCCUAGCCAGCACUACACGCACUCUCUCUCUCUCUAUCUAGAUGUCGAGCGCCGAUCCCGAGCACCGGGAAGAGGAGGAGGCACCUGCCGCCGGCGAUGAUGAGGAUACCGGAGCUCAGGUGGCUCCCAUCGUCAAGCUCGAGGAGGUUGCUGUCACCACAGGCGAAGAGGACGAAGAUCCCAUUCUAGAUCUCAAAUCGAAGCUUUACCGGUUCGACAAGGAUGGGAAUCAGUGGAAGGAGAGAGGCGCGGGUACCGUCAAGUUUCUGAAGCACAAGGUUUCUGGCAAGGUUAGGCUUCUCAUGAGGCAAUCCAAGACCCUCAAGAUCUGCGCCAAUCAUCUCAUUUUACCUACGAUGUCUGUGCAAGAGCAUGCUGGGAACGAGAAAUCUUGCGUUUGGCAUGCCAGGGACUAUGCAGACGGUGAACUCAAGGAUGAGCUUUUCUGCAUUCGUUUUCCUUCAAUUGAAAAUUGCAAAAGCUUCAUGGAAACAUUCCAAGAAGUUGCUGAGUCCCAGAAGAAAGAGGAAAGCGAGGAUGCAUCUGCAGCAUCUGGUCUUCUUGAGAAAUUGAGUGUUGAAGAGAAGGCUGAUGCAGGGAAGAAAGAUGAAGAGAAGUCUGAUGACAAAACUGGGGAACAAGAAUCUGCAUCAGGAAGUAAGGCAGAUGCAGAUAAGAAAGAUGAAGAGCCUGUGUCCUCAGCUUGAGUAUUAUAUAUUCAUAUUUCAGUCUACUUGGCAAUCUGACAAGGUUAGGUGGUCGAUGCUUUUGCCGCCCAUAUCUUGGGAUGAUCUCUCAUAUUUUAAUAGUCUUCGGAUUGUGUCACUGCCAUGCAAUUGAGCUGUUUGUGUCCUCUUGAGUUUUUGUCAGCAAGCGAAGUUAGGGUUCGGUUUGAAUUUUAAGGUUUGACUGGUUGAGGUUUCUGGGUCUGGGAGUUUAUUUGUUAUUGUCAUUUUCAUUCUACAUAUGUAUUUGUUGCGAGUCGAGUAAUGAGUCACGUUGGUUGGGAGGGUGCAGUCGAGAAAUAGUCAAAAGUUAUAAACAAAGGUCUUGGAUACAAAUUGUUUGAGUUUCACAUUUUUUCAGGACUCAAACUACGUGGUUUUUUUUUUACGGCUGCUCAUGUUAUAAUGUUCAUCAUUCAUGAGCUGCAAGUCAAGCAAACUUCUCGGUAGAGCUAGCUUUAAUUUUUUUAUCAUGUUGCCUUCAAUAGAGGGAAUGAAACAUGA